CCUGUGUGUGUUAGCGCGACGCGACGCGACGCGACGAGCUGUGCCGUUACUUGGCGCUGCUGGAAGUGCGCCGUCGUGAGUCUCCGCGAGAGAGAGAGAUCGGACGUUGUCCUGGUGCGUUCUGACUGUGGUGAUUUGCGUUGCUAGUGCGUGCGUGCGUGCGUGCGUGCGUGCGUGUAUGCGUGCCGCCGUCCGCGAGAGCAGGCCGUUACCAAGCGGGGUGUCUUCUCGCGGCCGCGCGCCGGCUCGUCGUCGUCGUCGCCGUCGUCGGCCUCGCUCGGUGACUCUCGCUCCGCUGCCGAGGCGAUGACGCUGGUGUGAUGGUAACGACGACGACGACGAUCACGCUGCUGGAUGCGGAAGGCUGCACCGAGUGCUGCUGGUGGCUGUGAGGCGCGGGACAGUGUCCGCCCAAUCACCGGCUGCUGAGUUCUACUCCGGAUUACUCGGACGUUCUACCGUAGAAGAGGAGGAGCAGGCCAGACCGCUGACGACGAGGCGCUCGUGCACACAGGCCGCGCAGCGAGCCGCGUCCAGGAGGAGAAGUGUGAGAAGCUGAGAUGCUCCUCCGAGACGUCGUUACAGCGAAAAGGUCUCUCGUCUCGGAAGCGGUCGAGAUUUGCGCGAGUCGAAAUUUCCGCGUCGUUCACGAAGAGCCGGGCAGCAGCCUCGGCGGGAUUCUCUGAAGCUUCCUCGCGAGGACGGACAGUCGCGCUCUACCGAGUGAGCAGGAAACAAAGGGCGAGAGAGGGAGAGACGGAGGUGGAGAGACAGAAAGAGAGAAGAAACGCGUAUGCGUCGCGGAGUGUCGAGUGGCUGGUGGUGGAACCGUGGUGCUGGGAGAAUGUCGAUCGGACGACAACAGGGUCGCCGGAACGAGAGGCAGUCGAGUGGAAACGGUGGUGGUGCGGCGGCCGGCAGCGGAAUUAGGAUCGUGAGGUGCCAGCUGGCGGACUAAUGCGGUCCCGCGAUGAUCCGCAAGGACGAGACGGUGGUGGGCCCCAGGUGGAACUAUGUAAGAGGCGCAGCGCGCGGGAGAGACGAGGUCGUCUCGCCGCCGGCGCGGCUCAGGUGCCACGUGGCAGAAGAGGUUGGCCUUAUAGAGGGUUUAUAGUUUGCGUAGGAUAGACGAUGAGCGUCGAGGUCGACACGCUGGAACUCGAGGUCUUCGAGGUGAAGGACUGCGACGAGGCCGCCGCCGAGUCAGGGGAUGCCGCGCGUCGUGGCGUCACGACCACGAGCACACCGACGACUGCGACGGUGACCACGACGACGACGUGUGCGUUGAGGAGCAGCGAGGAUGGCCGCAGAUGCUCGAACCAAGAAGCCGAGGACGACGACGACGGUGGUGGCGGCGGCGGCGACGGCGGCGGCGGUGGCGGCGGCGGCGGUGGUAGCAGCUGCGGAAACGGCGGUAGCCGCAGGAAGCGGAAGAAGCGGCGGAAAACGCGUAGCAGGCAGUUACAGCUGCAGCAGCCGCAGCUGGAGGUGACGGCCGGCGGGGGUGGUCAGCAGCGGUCGCACGCGGUGCUGACCCUUGCUUCGUCGUCCGACGAAGUCGAGGCAGUGGGCGAGUGCUCCAAAAGAGACUCGUCAAGCAGCCUAGGCGGCGGUAGUCGUCACAAUACCCUGCGCGAGUCCCUGCUCACGGUGUUGGGCAAGCUGGUGAUCUGGAAGGGCACCAGGUAUCGCUCCGCUACCGCCGCCUCGUCCUCCUCGUCGGUGCCGCCGAAUUCGCCGCCCCCCACUGAGUGCAUCGGUCGUAGCACGUCCUUCUUCUCCAGCGAAACAGAGAGGCGGAUUCGCGCCAACAAUCGGGAGUACAACUCACAGUUUAAUUAUGCGAAUAAUUAUAUCAAGACGUCCAAGUAUUCGGUUCUGACGUUCCUACCGUUAAAUUUGUUCGAGCAAUUUCAGCGGCUCGCCAACUUUUACUUCCUAUGCCUGUUGGUGCUUCAGAUGAUCCCCGCCAUAUCCUCCUUAACCCCUAUCACCACAGCAAUACCGCUUAUAGGGGUACUCACGCUCACUGCCGUCAAAGAUGCCUAUGACGACUUUCAACGGCAUAGCAGCGAUUCUCAAGUAAACAAUAGGAAGUCCCGAACACUGCGGGGUACUAAUCUUCGUGAGGAGAAAUGGUCGCAGGUCCAGGUGGGCGACGUAAUCAGAAUGGAGAACGACCAGUUUGUCGCUGCGGACGUUCUCCUUCUGACAACGAGCGAACCGAACGGUCUCUGUUACAUCGAAACGGCAGAAUUGGACGGAGAAACAAAUCUGAAGUGUCGCCAGUGUCUGCCAGAAACUGCCGAGAUGAUGGAUAAUCACGAGUUGAUCGGCCAGUUCGACGGCGAGAUCGUUUGCGAAACCCCUAAUAAUUUGUUGAACAAAUUCGAUGGAACGCUCACGUGGAAGGGACGAAAGUACGCAUUGGAUAACGACAAGAUUAUUUUACGGGGUUGCGUGCUCAGGAACACGCAAUGGUGCUAUGGCAUGGUGAUCUUUGCGGGCAAGGAUACCAAACUGAUGCAAAACUCAGGGAAGACCAAAUUUAAGAGGACCUCUAUAGAUAGGCUGCUGAAUCUCCUCAUCAUCGGGAUAGUGUUUUUUUUACUUUCUCUGUGUUUGUUCUGUAUGAUCGGCUGUGGUAUUUGGGAGAGCCUUUUGGGCCGUUAUUUCCAAGUGUACUUGCCGUGGGACUCGUUAGUGCCGAGCGAGCCCAUCGCCGGUGCAACAGUGAUCGCCCUGCUCGUGUUCUUCUCGUACUCUAUCGUGCUGAACACAGUGGUGCCAAUCAGUUUGUACGUGAGUGUCGAGGUAAUCCGGUUCGUUCAGUCGUUUUUGAUAAAUUGGGAUGAGGAGAUGUACUACGCGCCCACGAAUACGCACGCUAAAGCUAGGACUACUACGUUAAACGAGGAGUUGGGCCAAAUAGAGUACAUAUUUUCCGACAAGACCGGGACAUUGACGCAGAACAUAAUGACUUUUAACAAGUGUUCUGUGGCAGGCAAGUGUUACGGCGACGUCAUCGACGAGGUCACCGGCGAAGUCAUCGAUUUGAGCGAGACGGACAGAGCCAUUCGAACGCCGACGAUGCGGUGGAGAAGUGGACAGGAAUUCGUACGUCCAGUUUAUACACCACUAAGUGGUCCAAAUGUACGUCUUCUGGAACAAGCAGACAGAGUAUCCAACACUACGCCGGAGCCUGGCAUCAACGGCAGCCCAAAGAUUCCACACAAGCCUUCAACAAUGCCACCUCUGGAUUUCUCGUUUAACAAGGAUUACGAGCCAGACUUCAAGUUCUACGACCCUGCGCUGCUCGAGGCUGUAAAACGAGAGAAUCAGGACGUCCACAGUUUUUUCAGACUAUUGGCUCUCUGUCACACUGUUAUGCCAGAAGAGAAAAAUGGCAAGAUCGAAUAUCAAGCACAGUCGCCGGACGAGGCUGCCCUGGUAUCCGCCGCUAGAAACUUCGGUUUUGUUUUUAAGGAGAGAUCGCCAAAUAGUAUAACCAUCGAGGUAAUGGGGAAGAAGGAGAUUUACGAACUACUCUGCAUCCUGGACUUUAAUAAUGUACGGAAAAGAAUGUCGGUUAUCUUAAGAAAAGAUGGACACUUACGAUUGUAUUGCAAAGGCGCUGAUAACGUAAUCUACGAGCGAUUGAAAAAGGACAGCGAUGAGAUAAUGGCGAAGACACUGGACCACCUAAAUAAGUUCGCAGGUGAAGGCUUAAGAACAUUGUGCCUUUCUGUGAGGGACUUGGACGAAAGUUUUUUCAAUAACUGGAAACAACGUCAUCAGGAAGCAGCGUUAAGCCAAGAAAAUAGAGACGACAAAUUAGAUGCGAUUUACGAAGAGAUUGAGAAAGAUAUGUCGUUAUUGGGUGCUACUGCUAUCGAGGACAAGUUGCAGGAUGGUGUGCCGCAGACCAUCGCCAAUUUGGGUGUCGCUGGUAUUAAACUUUGGGUGUUAACCGGCGAUAAGCAGGAAACGGCCAUCAAUAUCGGAUACUCGUGUCAAUUGCUUACGGAUGAUCUCACGGACGUCUUCGUGGUGGACGCCACCACUUACGACGGCGUGGAAACGCAGUUAAUGCGGUAUUUGGAUACCAUUAAGACUACUUCGACCCAGCAAAACCGGCCGACACUCUCCAUCGUCACAUUCAGGUGGGACAAGGAAAGCAGCGAUACAGAGUAUAAUCCUAGCAGGGAUGAGCAGGACGAGCACGAGAUGGAGCAUUCGACGGGAUUUGCAUUGGUUAUUAAUGGACAUUCUUUAGUUCACGCGUUACAUCCGAAAUUGGAACAUCUUUUUCUCGAAGUAUCCAGCCAAUGUAAAGCUGUAAUAUGCUGUCGGGUGACGCCGCUGCAGAAGGCGAUGGUCGUCGAGUUGAUUAAGAAGAAUAAGUCCGCGGUGACUCUGGCAAUUGGCGACGGCGCCAACGAUGUCUCAAUGAUAAAAACAGCUCACAUCGGCGUUGGCAUUAGCGGGCAGGAGGGACUACAGGCUGUGUUGGCCUCAGAUUACUCGAUAGGGCAAUUUAGAUUCUUGGAAAGGUUACUUUUGGUUCACGGUAGAUGGUCGUAUUACAGAAUGAGCAAAUUCCUUAGGUAUUUUUUUUAUAAAAACUUCGCGUUCACCCUCUGCCACAUCUGGUUCGCCUUCUUUUGCGGAUUCAGCGCACAGACUGUGUUUGAUCCCAUGUAUAUCUCCGUCUACAACCUAUUUUACACGUCGUUACCAGUCUUGGCAGUCGGCAUUUUCGAUCAGGAUGUCAACGAUAAGAACAGCUUAAUGUAUCCGAAACUAUACGCGCCGGGAUUGCAGAAUUUGCUCUUCAAUAAGAAGGAAUUUUGCUGGAGCGCUCUACACGGAUUCUACGCUAGUUGUGUAUUAUUUUUAGUACCUUAUGGGACAUACAGGGAUGGAGUGUCGCCAAAGGGUUAUGUACUUUCUGAUCACAUGCUAUUUGGCAGUGUAGUAGCCACCAUAUUAGUGAUAGUCGUGACCGUUCAAAUAGCCCUCGACACGUCGUACUGGACAGUUUUUAAUCACAUCAUGGUGUGGGGCUCGCUCAUCUGGUAUUUUAUUUUAGAUUACUUCUACAACUUCGUCAUAGGAGGUAGUUACGUCGGCAGUCUCACGAUGGCUAUGUCGGAGGCGACCUUUUGGUUCACAACGGUGAUAUCCUGCAUAAUCCUCGUGAUACCGGUCUUGUCGUGGAGAUUCUUCUUCAUGGACGUCAGGCCGACACUGUCCGACAGGGUUAGACUGAAGCAAAGGUUGGCGCAGUUACGUUCCCGCCAGAGCCAGGACAUACUGCGUACACCAUCUACGAGGCGUACACGUCGUUCUCUACGCUCGGGCUACGCCUUCGCUCACCAGGAGGGCUUCGGAAGGCUCAUCACGUCCGGGAAGAUUAUGCGCAAAUUGCCAAAUGGUGCUGAUUUUAAGUUCGCUAUGCCGUUUACAAACAACGUCACGAAGCAGGUGAACGUUGCCACUACGUCACCAAAGGAUAAUAGUGCAUCUAGGAAUUCGCACACACUGGACACAAUUAAUUUGUAGCUGAAACGUUUAGCCGAUUUCUCAGCGGACACUGAAAGUGCAGGUGACUAGCGAGCUCCUCUUGAUUUACUUAGUUACGGAUGUUAGAUCGAGAUCUAACGCAAAUGUGUCGUGAAUUUGCCGGUUCCGGUGUAUCCCAUUGAAAUCGUGUUCCCCCGAUAUCACUUUUGUGGUGAUUGAGAGACGCAGGUGAUAUUGUACACAGUAUUCGAGGGUAUCUCGCGGAAGAGUCGAUAUCUGUGAUUUUACGUUAUGUUUAAUUUAUUUCCCUUUCCUUUUUCGUUCUUUUUUUCUUUCCACGCAGAAACGUUAGAGUUGUAUCUUGAAUUAUAUAAAGUGAGCGCAAAAUUUUUCGGACAAUUAGAAUCCCUGUUGUGAUCUACAACGUAUAUGCCUAUAAACGACGAUAGUGAUAAACGUUGAAGCAAAUGCAGGUAACUUUGUUAACGCGUAUGUGUCUUUAACGCAAUGGAUUCCAGUGGGAUACAUUGAGUUACACUACAAUAGAGGUAGCAUAUGCUAUUUACGUCUAUACAUACAUCACCGUUGAGCAUUUACGCAUCCGUUACAACUUACGAUUUAAAUGUUUUACGUAUUCACGUGUUCAGUCAUUUCUCAGCUAUAUUUUUGCACUUUUGCCGAGUAAUAAAUGUACGGAAUAUGCAUAUUUGAUUUAACAUUUUGGUCACACAAUGAUGAUAUUAGGCAGGUAAAUGUUAAUAUAUGUUCUAUAACCGUAUGGAAAAAUAGCUUAUGCUACGAUACACAGAUUUACGUUUUUAAUGCUUAAUAUAAAAUUCCGUGCGUGUGAGAAUGAUCUUGAAUAUCAACACACUGUGAGACGUUUGUUCGACGAGAGUCUCGAAGAAACAAACGACUAUAUUUUUUUCUUUUUUAUUUCGUGUAUUCAACAACGUUGAAAGCAAGUAUUCGAAGGGAGAAGAUUCAGCGAAAUAUAUACAUUCUCUAAUUUUAUCUACAAUUCACGUUUGUUUUCGGACAUCUGAUUGAUGAUCAGGGUUUUACAGAUUAUAGUUACUUACUUGCGCGUAUUAUCGAUGGUGUGUUAAUUUGCGAGGCGACACGCAAAAUUGCCGCGUAACUCACUAUAGGCAUUUCUCUCGUUGCAAAACUUGUUGUUUUGGAUGGAUGUUUGUUGGAUGGAUCGGGGAAAAGUAUAUACUCAGCAUUUAGUAUUUGCGAUUCUGUGGUUAAUUUUCGAUUCGUUUUACCGGAGACGUUAGUACGCGAGGAUAACGGUCAUGCAAUAACGGCGCAAAAAACAAUUCGCGUUGUCAUGCACUCCUUGUGUAUAUAUAGAAAUAUAUCGCAUAGAGGUGUCAAAAAUCUUGUAAUAUCCUAUCUUGUACUAUAUAUUAAUCUAGUGCGAACACACACAUGAUUAUUGUAAAAACGAAAAAAAAAGAACAUGUUUACACAAUAUACUAUUACGGUAUAAGAA
Molecule: messenger RNA, 7027 nt
Organism: Harpegnathos saltator (Jerdon's jumping ant)
Lineage: Eukaryota; Metazoa; Arthropoda; Insecta; Hymenoptera; Formicidae
Gene: ATP8B
Product: ATPase phospholipid transporting 8B
Exons: 16
Coding region: 1132-5565 (1477 amino acids)
Biological process (GO): phospholipid translocation; Golgi organization
Cellular component (GO): trans-Golgi network; plasma membrane
Molecular function (GO): ATP binding; ATPase-coupled intramembrane lipid carrier activity; magnesium ion binding
Source: RefSeq, a predicted model, not a curated record